This is a messenger RNA of Dentiscutata erythropus, 1133 nucleotides long. The record is from the annotation of a GenBank genome assembly. NCBI's taxonomy places the organism in Eukaryota, Fungi, Glomeromycota, Glomeromycetes, Diversisporales, Gigasporaceae.
CAACUAAGUCGAGAUUUCAAAAUCAUUUACCCCCUGUUGUACCAUCUAAACAGUUGCGACGCGAACUUAUUGAUUUUUGUUUUUGUACUGUCGAUAAAUUCGAAAGCUGGCUUGAAGGUUGGUUUAAUAUUGGUCACAAGAAGUCUUCCUUUAAUCAAAUUUACAAGGAAAACUUGGCCGAAUGGAUAUCUUGGAGCUUUUUUGCUACUAGCCUAAAAAAUAUUCGCAACCAUCCUGAAUAUUCAGAAGAAAUAAAUGAAAUAAUUGAUUUAAUAGAAAAGCGUAUGAAUGUUAAGUUUCGUCAAGGAUACAAUCCAAAUUGUGAAUGUAUUAAGCUCACCUUAGACCCUGUUCAAGCUAUUCCUAGGCCCUUCAUUUUUUAUGCUACUAUCUUCUUAUUGAGUUUUGGAUUCAAUACCUUCUUGAAAUUUUAUGGAUUCGAACAUUAUGGUUCAAAAAACAAUAUCUUGAACGGUUACUGGUCAAGUACCCUGGAAUUUGAUAUUCAUGAAGGUUAUCCUCCAUCAAAAAUCAGCUAUUGGUAUUACAAUCCUCAUUCUUGUUUCCCAUCAAGAAAAAAAGGUCAUCUUAAACCAAUCGUUUUUAUUCAUGGUGUUGGUGGUGGUUUAUUUUGUUAUCUUAAUUUUAUCAAAAAAUUGAGGAAAUUGGAUCGUCCUUUGUUUUUGGUUGAAUUACCUUAUGUUUCAAUGCAGAUGGUUGAAGACGUUCCAACAAUGGAGGAAACUGUUCGUGAAAUUGAAGAAAUGCUUGUCUCUCGAAAUUAUCCAAAAGCUGUAUUCGUUGGUCAUUCGUUAGGCACUGCUGUGUGUGCUUGGAUGGUAAAGGAAGCCAGGAAACGUAUUAGUGGUCUAGUCUUGAUAGACCCAAUCAUUUUUUUACUACAUUACCCAAAUGUAGCUUAUAAUUUCAAGUAUCGGAUUCCGCAAGCUGCCAAUGAGGAUAAUCUUGUUCCUUCGAAGGAGGUUUACAAAUAUCUUACUAAAAAUAAUGUGAAUGUUCACAUGAUGCACAAAUUGGAUCACUCGAGUUUCUUGUUUAAUUCUCACUGGGAAGAUAAAAUAAUUAACGACAUUUUGAAAUGUUCUAAUUCUAGAAAGUCUUACAUGAAAUAG